AUGACAUCUGCACCAACAAUCCUUGCAACAUGCAAGCAAACUCGGUUCCAUCUGCUAGAUGAUAACCCCUCGUCCGAGAUAGACGUGGAGGGACUCGGGAUUGUGGUCACUUCAUCCACACCCGCAACAGAAGACCCCUCCAAGCCAAAGAUCAAAGGGAAAUCCAAGGCUAAGGCAGCUGGCCAAGAGCUUAUUUCCGAUGGCCAUCUCCGGCUCAAGGGAGGUGUUCAUUAUGGACUACUUGGACGGAAUGGAACCGGAAAAUCAACACUGUUGAGAGCAAUGGCUGAAAAGCUCAUUCCCGGGAUUCCCCACGCGACUCGCAUUGCAAUCUUGCAGCAGACGGACGACCAAGACGAGUCAGGCAGCACAUACGGACUGAAACUAGAGAAGUCGGUUUUGGAGUCUGUACUCGGAAGUGAUGAAGCCAGAAAUGAGGCCGCUCGGUUGGCAGACUUCCUUUCUAAGAGCUUCGAGACCGAAGACCCAUUGAAGCCGGUACAGGCCAUUCGCAAGAUCCGACAUGAACAGGCAGAGCAGAAACUUUUUCUUGCUCAUAAAAAUGCUCACUUGAAGAGUGGUGCAAGGGGUCUACAGGCGAGGAAAGACCUAAAGGCCGCCGAAUCAAAACUUGAUUCCGCACAAGAGUUACUUGCCCAGGAACUCGAUGCUAUCGAUGCCGAGACAGUCACAGUAGAUACACAGGCAGCCGUUGAAAUGCUCCAAACUUUGCAAUCACAACUUGAAGAGGCGAGUACUGCAAACCAACUUGAUCUGUUCGAUGUGAACUAA
Molecule: messenger RNA, 792 nt
Organism: Penicillium pulvis
Lineage: Eukaryota; Fungi; Ascomycota; Eurotiomycetes; Eurotiales; Aspergillaceae
Exons: 5
Coding region: 1-792 (263 amino acids)
Molecular function (GO): ATP hydrolysis activity; ATP binding
Source: RefSeq, a predicted model, not a curated record